AUGGCGACCGAUAUGACGAGCCCCAUCCUGGACGCCCUGUCCGCGUCCGACGCCUCCAUCCUCUCCAGCGAAGCCUUCCCCUCCACCCCCUCACUAAAUGUCAAGGCCGCCCUCGACCGUCUAGCCUCCCGACAGAUGGUCGAGUAUGAGACCUUCGACAAAGAGGUUGCUGCCUUGACCCCCGAAGGUGAAGAAAUCGCCACGAAUGGCAGUCACGAAGCCAAGGUGUUCCAGGCCGUGUUGGCUGCUAUGGACGGAUUGAAGAUCGGCGACUUGCCCGGAGUCGUUGGAAAGGACAACGCCAAGAUCGGUCAGGGCAAUGCUUUCAAGAAGGGCUGGAUCAAGAAGGACAAGGAUCUUCUGCGGGCGACGACCGACACCAUCGUGGACGAGACCCGCGAGUUGUUGCUGACGGUCAAGAACACUCAGACUCUGAAUGACCAGAAGGCCCUCACAGAUUUGAAGCGGCGCAAGCUGGUCGCCCUGCAGAAGGUCAUUUCCUUCAAGAUCUCCAAGGGCCCCAAGUUCGCGCGCGAAUUCGUCAAGGAGGAGACCGACCUGACCGCGGAGAUGCUCAUGAACGGCUCCUGGAAGACGGCCCAGCUGAAGCCCUACAACUUCAAGGCUAAGGGUGCCCCCACGCCCGCUGGUGCUUUCCACCCCCUGAACAAGGUGCGCCAGGAAUUCCGCAACAUCUUCUUUGAGAUGGGUUUCGAGGAGAUGCCUACCAACCGUUUCGUCGAGACGGGCUUCUGGAACUUCGACGCCCUCUUCGUCCCCCAGCAACACCCCGCCCGUGACCUUCAAGAUACCUUCUACAUCGCCGACCCGGUCAAGGCCGACCCGCCUCGCGAGGACCCCGAGAACGACCCUCACCGUCCCAAGUCCGUCCAUCCGGCCUCGAACGCCACCCAGGAGAAGCCCCUCGACUACAAGCAGUACUGGGAGGACGUCCGCCAGGUGCACGAGAAUGGCAAGUACGGA
Aspergillus niger is the source of this 984-nucleotide messenger RNA. RefSeq lists its product as uncharacterized. The transcript has a single exon. The annotation marks the transcript as partial. Gene Ontology annotation, molecular function: aminoacyl-tRNA ligase activity; ATP binding; tRNA binding. The record is from RefSeq and is a predicted model, not a curated record. NCBI's taxonomy places the organism in Eukaryota, Fungi, Ascomycota, Eurotiomycetes, Eurotiales, Aspergillaceae. Gene Ontology annotation, biological process: tRNA aminoacylation.